Messenger RNA from Saccharomyces eubayanus, 726 nucleotides. It is a transcript of the gene IRC19, whose product is annotated as Irc19p. Gene Ontology annotation, biological process: ascospore formation. Bases 1 to 726 code for a protein of 241 amino acids. NCBI's taxonomy places the organism in Eukaryota, Fungi, Ascomycota, Saccharomycetes, Saccharomycetales, Saccharomycetaceae. The transcript has a single exon. The record is from RefSeq and is a predicted model, not a curated record.
AUGGCUCCCAGACGAAUCAGUAAUCCAACAAUGGGCAAACCUUCUAUAACAAUCACAACAGCAAAGGCUAUUAUAAACUCGGAGUAUACGCUUAUCAAGUCGCAUUCCAAAUUUAAGCUUCCUACACAUUUUGAAAAGCUCGAUGCAGGCUCUACUAAGGGAAGAACUACAGUAGUAAAGAUUUUUUAUCGCAGAUUUGUGAGGCUGAAACCGUUUGUAUCGAAUGUGAAAAUGGUCAGACAGACGUACAGCGAUUAUCUUCGAUAUAAAUUCACUAAAGAAGAUUACGAACUCAAACGAUACUUGGUGUUUAAUCCUAACGGUUUGCAAUCAAAAACUAGCCCCGAGCCUAUGGGCAACACAAAAGGUGGCGAAAAGGUAAUGCCUAUGGAAGAGGUGCAAAAAACUUUGCAAUUCAUUUUAAAAAGCUGUUCAUAUCUACCCGAAACGAAGGAGCAAAAAUGGAGUAUCGCAAGGGAUAAUACUUAUUGCAGGCAAAUCUUAAAGAAUAUUUUAACGAUGCAAUAUGAAAAGUAUAGGUCAGUCCUAAAUAGAGGAGUAGGCCAUGAUGAGCUUGAUGUCAAAUUUUCUCAUUUAAGGACAAAAUCCAGUCCGCCUACCAAGUUAAAUAAAGGUGAUAAGAAAAAGAUCCCAGUUUUCAAAAUAUUCAGUGAUUUCGACACAACACUCGUACACCUUAAUGAAUCAUUAGGCACAAGGUUAUAA